AAAGAAGGCUGUAUAAAGUUGGGUGCAGUAAACAUCGGUUAUAGAUCAUUUCAUCUCAGUUGGGAGAACCAUGUUGCUGUUUGUGUUUGCGGUGUUUACCAUCUGUGUCAGCACUGGACUGAGUGCCCCGAAUUUGGACGCACGGCUAGACGAACACUGGAAUCUAUGGAAGGGCUGGCACAAUAAGAAAUAUCAUGAGAAAGAAGAGGGUUGGAGACGAAUGAUCUGGGAAAAGAACUUGAGGAAGAUCGAGCUCCACAACCUUGAACACUCCAUGGGCAAACACUCCUUCCGCCUGGGCAUGAACCAUUUCGGUGACAUGACGAAUGAAGAGUUCAGGCAGGUCAUGAAUGGCUAUAAGCACAACCCAAACAGGAAGUCCAGAGGUUCACUUUUCCUGGAGCCCAAUUUUCUGGAGGCCCCCAAACAAGUGGACUGGAGAGAGAAGGGCUACGUCACCCCAGUCAAAGACCAGGGACAAUGUGGAUCAUGCUGGGCCUUUAGCACCACGGGGGCCUUGGAGGGCCAGCAUUUCAGGAAGACUGGCCAACUGGUGUCUCUGAGUGAGCAGAACCUGGUGGACUGUUCCAGGCCCGAGGGGAACGAAGGCUGUAACGGCGGACUGAUGGACCAGGCUUUCCAGUACGUCCAGGACAACAACGGGCUGGAUUCGGAGGAAUCCUACCCUUACCUAGGAACGGAUGACCAGCCAUGCCACUAUGAUCCCAAGUACAAUUCGGCCAAUGAUACUGGUUUUGUGGACAUUCCCAGUGGGAAGGAGCAUGCACUGAUGAAGGCGGUGGCUGCAGUGGGACCUGUCUCUGUCGCUAUCGAUGCUGGCCACGAAUCCUUCCAGUUCUACCAGUCCGGGAUUUAUUACGAGAAAGACUGCAGCAGCGAAGAACUUGACCAUGGCGUUCUCGUGGUCGGGUACGGUUUCGAGGGGGCUGAUGUGGACGGAAAGAAGUACUGGAUUGUCAAGAACAGCUGGAGCGAGAACUGGGGAGACAAGGGUUACAUCUACAUGGCCAAAGACAGAAAGAACCACUGUGGCAUUGCUACCGCCGCCAGUUAUCCUCUGGUGUAACACCACCUCACUGUUUUAGCAAAGGUUUUAAUUUUCAAAAUGCUCGACAAGUGUCAUCACAGCUGGGCUGCCUUAAGUGAAAGAGUUAAAAAAAAAAAAAGUCGAAAUGUGGUUUUCAGACACUAUUUUAGGGAAUUUAUCAAAUUUUACCUUUUUUUGUUUUGUUUUGUUUUUCUUUUAAAAUCUUUUGUUAAAUGAUGUUGUAAAUAAAUCUUUGACAUUUUUAGUGAGUUACAGACGUGACCUACAGUGCACACUUUUUAAGGUGCUACUUUUUUUUUCUUUUUUUUUU
This is a messenger RNA of Chanos chanos (milkfish), 1379 nucleotides long. Its product is annotated as cathepsin L1. Gene Ontology annotation, molecular function: cysteine-type peptidase activity. The record is from RefSeq and is a predicted model, not a curated record. The transcript has 8 exons. NCBI's taxonomy places the organism in Eukaryota, Metazoa, Chordata, Actinopteri, Gonorynchiformes, Chanidae. Bases 71 to 1087 code for a protein of 338 amino acids. Gene Ontology annotation, biological process: proteolysis.